Molecule: messenger RNA, 2402 nt
Organism: Molossus molossus (Pallas's mastiff bat)
Lineage: Eukaryota; Metazoa; Chordata; Mammalia; Chiroptera; Molossidae
Gene: ZFAND4
Product: zinc finger AN1-type containing 4
Exons: 9
Coding region: 114-2255 (713 amino acids)
Molecular function (GO): zinc ion binding; protein binding
Source: RefSeq, a predicted model, not a curated record
CAAACUCAAAACAUGAACAAUCAUGUAUAUUACCAAUGUUCAAAGCUGAUUUGGCUAGAACUGGAAUAUAGUUGCCUACUACAUAUUCCAGAGGAUUUAACAAAGUCAAAGUAAUGGAUAACAGAAACGAUCCUCCAUUCUUCAAUGAAGAUAAUGUGGGACCAUUUUACUACAAACUUCCUUUCUAUACCAUGGAGCUCUUCAUUGAAACAUUGACUGGAACGUGUUUCGAACUGCGAGUUUCACCGUUGGAAGCUGUUAUUUCUGUGAAAGCAAAAAUUCAAAGAUUGGAAGGUAUUCCCAUCUGUCAACAACACUUAAUUUGGAAUAACAUGGAACUCGAAGAUGAUUAUUGCUUGAAUGAUUACAACAUUUCAGAAGGCUGUACCUUGAAGCUGGUAUUGGCUAUGCGUGGUGGACCUAUAAAUACUAGAAGAGUUCCUAUGGAAGACCCACUUAGGGAGAUGGCUGAGUACAUGGAUUCCAGUCGAGAUGAGGUCUGGGAGAAGACCUCCUACAACAAGCACGUUACAUUUUUGGUAUACCGAGAAGGAGAGCAAUUGAAUUUCUUCCGGGUAGUAGAUAGGGGAGAUGGCACUUUAACACCAUUAUCUGAAUCUUUAAGUGGUGGUUCGGUGUAUAAUUUGUAUACUGAUGAGGAUGAAGAAGUUGAGCCUUCUCCUUCUGGGCAACAGAUAAUUGAAAAUUCAAUAACUAUGAAUAAGAUGAAGCUGCUGAAAGCUAAGAUGGAGAACAUGAAUCUCAGCAAAAAGCCUAAGAAAGCUGUCAAGAUCAAGCCGCGCCCCCCCGUCGCUCCUCGAUCUUCCAGCAGCUGCACGGCGCCUGCGCGGCACACCCCGCUGCGCGUCCUGCCCCACAUCGGGGCCCGGCUGCCUGCGCCCGGGCGCGCGCCCCUGCCUGGAGCACCCGGCCGCGCAGUUUCAAGUCUGACAACUCUGCCCGCUGCUGGUAGACCCAUGUCGUCUUUAAUUAGCGAUUUUCUUAAGGAAGAUGAUAACUGGGAGAGUAACCCGCGAUCUCAUUCCAAUGGUAGCACCCAACGACCACCUCAGAUAACCCAUGUGGAGUUGGAAGACGACAGAGAGUUUGCUGCUUCAACCCACCCUCUUGGAUCACCCCUGCCUAGGCGGACAAAGCACUGUUCAGGGAAUUUGCCACCUAAUAAUGAGGAUGGCACUGUUUUAUUCCCAACUUCUGAAGAGUGUGUAACUGAAAAAUCACUUCUACCUGAAGUGGGUUCAUUUUCUUUGUUUACAGAAGGAAAUGUCGAAGCACAGAGCAGUGGCUUAGACGGCACAGGGAAGGUAAAUCCUGAAUUCCUACUUACUAAUGGCGAGAAAGGGUUGAAAGCUACAGAGCAGCAUCUUAAACAUGUUGCAAGAGUGUUGAAUGGUGAGUCAGUGGAGACUGCAGUUCUCAACAACCGGGAAGUCAGUCCUCACAAGAAUAGACUCCUGUCACCUCUUCACUGUUCUACACCAGUGUCGCUCCAUCAUCCCCUGGUGAAGCCACAGAGGCAAUCCAAAUGUUUCGAGUCUGGGAAUGUCCAGUCUUCUGCUUCACAAAAUGUGCUCCGGCCAUUGGAUGUUCGGAAUGUAACUGAUUCUUCUUCCUCUAGGACUACUCGCGUCCGAGCUGUCAAAGUUGAUUCACCUGGGAAAAGAUCCGAUAUUAUUUCUAAAGUUGAGGCUCGGGGUAUCACAGAAAUGGCUAACAAGGCUUCCAAAGAGCCUGUUGGUUGUGUGAAUAAUAUAGGUUUUCUUGCUUCGCUGGCCCGGAGCACAAGCAGAGACGGGUUACAGAGCACACGUGGGGUAGGUAGGCUGCGGACCUCUGGAGUGGGGCUGUCUGCAAACCUCCAGCAUUUUCAGGAAGAAUGCAUUAGGAAAACCUCUCCCCAGUUAGAAUCUACAGAUUUUUUUCUAUCUGCCCGUGGUAUUGGAAUGAGUGGAAAUAAUGCAGCAGCAGGUAAAAGAGUAGGAGAAUUUACUCAUCACCUCCCACCUGUGCAAGCCCCUAUUCAAGUAAAGAAGAAAAUGGCAAAGCAUUGCUUUCUUUGUGGGAAGAAAACUGGCCUGGCUACUAGCUACGAAUGCAGAUGUGGAAACAACUUCUGUGCAUCUCAUCGCUAUGCAGAAACUCAUGGCUGCACCUAUGAUUACAAGAGUGCAGGGCGGAGAUACUUACAGGAGGCAAAUCCUGUGGUUAACGCACCAAAACUUCCAAAAAUCUGAUUCUUGCUCUGCACCUAACUGUUCUGCCCGAGGAAUCGUAUUACAAUGACAGACAGAAGAAAUAUUGUUUAGACUGCAUUAAUUUUGUUCUACUCCGAAAGAUUUGCCAAAUAACAAAAAGCAUACAGUGCAUACUGUUGGAGAAUG